This is a messenger RNA of Rhipicephalus microplus (southern cattle tick), 1822 nucleotides long. RefSeq names its product cytochrome P450 2C23. The record is from RefSeq and is a predicted model, not a curated record. Gene Ontology annotation, molecular function: iron ion binding; oxidoreductase activity, acting on paired donors, with incorporation or reduction of molecular oxygen, reduced flavin or flavoprotein as one donor, and incorporation of one atom of oxygen; heme binding. Gene Ontology annotation, biological process: xenobiotic metabolic process. NCBI's taxonomy places the organism in Eukaryota, Metazoa, Arthropoda, Arachnida, Ixodida, Ixodidae. Gene Ontology annotation, cellular component: intracellular membrane-bounded organelle; cytoplasm.
UUUGUUGAGAAAGUUAUCUCCUGGCUGAAAUGCUCGACCUGGACAUCUACACUCGUUGGGUACUAAUUAGCACGGCCACAUUUCUGCUUUCGUGGAUGCUUUUAUUUCGCCGAUUGUUUGGGAGAAGCCGGCCUCCAGGUACCCGGCUACCUCCCUCAGUUCCUGGCGCCUCUAUCACUGGACACCACGAGAUGCACAAAUAUGACUUUUUCUGCACUGCGGCCAUGAAGUGGGCGAGGCAAUAUGGGCCUGUCUACAGAUUAAGGCAGAACUUUGCAAGCAUCGUGAUUCUCAACGAUUUUGAUAGCAUCAAAAAGUUCUAUUCGAGAAAGGAGUUUCUCAACCGUUCCCGGUUCUGGGUCAUGAAAUCCGAUCGGUACGAAGGGCUCGCCACUAUGAAUGGGACAAUAUGGAACCUCAACCGAAGAUUCUGCUUGCAUGCACUCCGUGAUUUCGGCAUGGGCAAGUCCUACGCAAUGGAGGAUAUAGUGGAGGAGUUCCAAUGUGCCUGCAAUGAGAUCGCUAAGACAAAAGGGGAACCCAUUGCAUUUUACGACUAUAUCAUGCCUUGCGCGUCCAACAACAUAUCGGCCAUUGUGUACGGCCGCCGCUUUUCGUACGACCAUCCAGCACGAGCCGAAAUCAACAGGCUAAUCAACGAUAUGCUUGCUGCCAUAAGUUUCGGCCGCAUUUACCAGCACAACCCACUCUUCGUCGCAGCAAUCACGAAAAGAAUUCCUGGCACACACGUCAACCUCGUUCGUCAAAAGGUGGAUGACUUGGCUCUCUACGCAUAUGAGAAAAUAAAGGAACACAAAACUUCAGCAGAUAAUCAUGUCAACCGGGAUUUUGUAGACGCAUACCUGAAGAAAGUCCAAGACAGAGAUGAUGACUCUAAAGAUCAUUUUACAGUGGAAACCCUAGUCGGCAUGGUGACCAGCUUCCUCCUUGCUGGCACUGCAAGCACCGCCGGCACCAUACAUUGGCACAUGGUGAAGAACGCUAUGGAACCGGACACAUUACAAGCCAGGAUACAACGCGAAAUUGACGAGGUGAUCGGUCGAGAGCGGCCACCGAAGUGGGAGGAUCGACUGCACAUGCCCUUCACCAUGGCCAGCGUCUGGGAGAUGGACCGCUGGAAAACAAGCACACCACUAGGCGUACCGAGAGAAGCCUCUGAAGACACCAUUGUGGAUGACUUCUUCAUUCCUAAAGGCACCGUAAUUAUGGCGAACUUCUGGGCAGCACAUUUUGACGUCAAUUUCUGGAAGGACCCGGAGAAGUUUGACCCUACUCGUUUCUUGAACGAUGACGGAACACUAAUGACGCGCAAGCCUGAAUGUCUUCUUCCAUUUUCUUUCGGAAAACGCACCUGCCCCGGUGAGAUUUUGGCCACCGUCGAAAUCUUCCUGGCUGUGACAUCACUGCUUCAGAGAUUUCGUGUUCUUCCAGCUGGCAAGCUGCCUUUCGACAUCAACAGCCCUUCCAUAUUGGCUGGUCACGUGCAACGACUGAAAUUGCGGUUUAUUGACCGGAACCAAGGCCUGUGAACCUUGCAGCUGACGAGGUUCUAUCGCGAUAGUUAUUCAUGCAAGGCUUUCAUGUUUUGUGGAAUGCCAUGAACAAGAAAAGAAUGAGGUGAAGAAGAAUGAAAAUGAGAAGCGACAUGCACUAAAGAGCGGUUUUGCUUGCGUAUACUCUUUACUUUGUACUAAUGGCAAGUAAAUUAUUAACUCUUCUUAGCGGAUAAUAAUUACCUAGUUUAACCUAUACGCACGUUUACGUGUAAUGUUUUACAAGAAUAAGUUGUCUCCUAUACAAA